AUGCAACUGAAUAUGGACUACAAUUUCUCCAAAUCCAAUGAAACUGUGAGUUUUCCAGAAGGUGCAAUGUCCAUGCUUUAUGCAAUUCUUUUAAUUUUACUGAUUUUGCUGAACUUCUCCUGCCAAUUUAAGUUUUUUAUUGGUUUCAUUUGUCUUCUCAUACUUAGUCUAGUGACUAACAUCCUUGCAGCUAAUGAUUUAUCAUAUUUUGUAUUCCCUUUCGCGUUGGCAGCUAUCACCAGCUAUACACUUUUUGUCAUAACUCAAGUUUUCCAUUUUCUGACGUUUCUUCUAGCAGCUGAGCGAGUAUUGGUUUACUUUUUCCGAUCAACCGAGGAGAAAAUAUCACUGUUUCAAAAUUUUUUGAAAAAUAGAAUACAAGUUUUGUAUCGCGCCUUUGUGGUUAGGGAUUUUGUAUUUGUGAUUUACACCGUGAAAUCUGAUUCGGAAAAUGUUUGGCAUUUCACGAACCAUACAGUUUUGUAUUCGAUAAUGUUUGUCUCCAUCGACAAUUUUAUUUUCAUCUCUGCCGUUUUCUAUAUUCCGAUUUACGUCAGUGUCCGAAAACUUGCAUACCUCGCAUCAGCUCAAGAAAACAAACCGCAAAGAUAUAUAUUUUGGAAGACUAUUACAGUACUCUUAUUCAAAUCAUUUUAUGUUCCUCUAGCAAUUUCACUAAUAUUUUUCAAUGGAGACUAUCUGGAAGCCUAUUUGAUAAUCAUUGCAUUUUUGAAUAUUCUUACAACUCCAUUGGUUAUUCAAAUUAGUUACUUGGGGAGCAACAGACGAACAUUGCAAAGUUUUAAGGAAACACUGCAGUUGAAACAGUCUUCAAGAUUAUGUUGUCGAACAACUGCGAGUUCAAGUGUUCAACCUGAAAAAUUCUGAAACAUUUUCUUAUUAUAUUGUUGCGCAACUGCAAAAUACUGAAAAUCUCCGCGCAAAAGAAUUUUUAAGAGUAGAUUUAAAAAAUUAAAGUUAUUAGAUACCACUUCCAAUAUUUGUAGAUUUUUUUUGCACUAAAAUUCUUCCAUUACACGUCGCUUGAAAAUAAUGCCAUACAUGAAUUUCUGGAAUGAUUCUGAAAAAUUUAAUUUCUAAAAUAGUUUAUCUGAAACAUUAUUUUUUUUGAAAAAAAAUCGAAACUAAAAUAGAAGUCAUUUUUUUUGUCAGUUAAUGAAUAUAAUUUUUCUGGUGGAUGUGUAUUCUGAUUGUAUUUUCUUCAAACGACUAGCUAUCACAUUAAAAUAAAAACAUAAACUGAGAAAAAUAAAUAAAUCGGUUUCAACGUCU
Molecule: messenger RNA, 1293 nt
Organism: Caenorhabditis elegans
Lineage: Eukaryota; Metazoa; Nematoda; Chromadorea; Rhabditida; Rhabditidae
Gene: srz-59
Product: Serpentine Receptor, class Z
Exons: 5
Coding region: 1-888 (295 amino acids)
Source: RefSeq, marked reviewed